Molecule: messenger RNA, 1661 nt
Organism: Prinia subflava (tawny-flanked prinia)
Lineage: Eukaryota; Metazoa; Chordata; Aves; Passeriformes; Cisticolidae
Gene: DENND10
Product: DENN domain containing 10
Exons: 9
Coding region: 36-1100 (354 amino acids)
Biological process (GO): regulation of early endosome to late endosome transport; protein transport
Cellular component (GO): late endosome
Molecular function (GO): guanyl-nucleotide exchange factor activity; small GTPase binding
Source: RefSeq, a predicted model, not a curated record
GCGGGCCCGGGCGGGCGGAAGGCGGCGGAGCGAAGAUGGCAGAGCCGGAGGCGCAGCUGCUGCGGGCCGUGGGGCUGAUCGAAAAAGACACCAACGGAGAUGCUUUGUGGGUUUGGUGCUAUCCGUCCAUCACACCUGAACUGAGGACUCUGUUGCUGCGAAAGUGCUGCCUUACAGAUGAAAACAAAUUGCUUCAUACGUUUGUAUUCGGCCAGUAUAAAAGGUCUUGGUUCUACAUCACAACGGUAGAAGUUCAAGAUUCUCCAGCCUUGAAAAAGGUGACCCACUUCUCCAUUGUCCUGACGGCCAAAGACUUCAACCCAGAGAAAUAUGCAGCCUUCACCAGGAUCCUCUGUAGAAUCUACUUAAAGCAUGGAAGUCCAGUUAAAAUGAUGGAGAGUUACAUUGCAGUCCUUACAAAGGGCAUCUGCCAAAGUGAAGAAAAUGGAUCCUUCCUCAGCAAGGACUUUGAUGCUCGGAAGGCUUACCUUGCUGGCUCCAUCAAAGAUAUAGUGUCUCAGUUUGGAAUGGAAACAGUUAUUUUAUAUACUGCACUGAUGUUAAAGAAGAGAAUUGUAGUUUACCAUCCUAGAAUAGAGGCUAUCCAGGAAUUUACCAGGACUUUGCCAGCUUUAGUGUGGCAUCGACAAGACUGGUCAAUUCUCCAUUCAUACGUGCAUCUAAAUGAGGAGGAACUGGAAGCCUUAAAAGCCUGCACAGGUUACAUCGCUGGAUUUACAGACUCUGAAGUGAGCAGCAGAUCAGACCUCUAUGAUGUGUAUGUGAAUUUGGCAGACAGUGAGAUUACAGUUUCACCUGUAGUAAAAGAGGCAAUGACAAUGGGAAAACUUCACAAAGAAAUUGGACAGUUAAUUGUUCAAUCUGCAGAAGAUCCAGAUAAAUCAGACAGCCAAGUCAUUAAGGACAUUUCUCUGAAGACAAAAGAAAUCUUGGCUACUUUAGCCUCACUUACUGAAGUUUCUGAUGGCAAUGAAAAACCAACCCUUAAUGCUGAGGCCCUGAAACAAAAGCGAUUUCCACCAGCCACAGAAAACUUCCUUUUUCAUUUAGCAGCUGCUGAACAAAUGCUCAAAAUCUGAUUUUGAUGCACUGCAAUGUUAUGGACCAAUUCUGAAAAAGCUGUCUCUGCCAUCCAGAUAGGUAUACCUAGUAUUUUAUACAAAAAACUAAAGGUAUGAGUCAAUGUCCUAAUUACCAUGAUGUAAUGCAGAAUACUGGAGCUUGACUGGGAACAUACGGAGACAUAUUUGGGAACAUUCCUGGUGUCAUUAUCUGCCCCCAACUCUAACUGUGCACCUAUGGCUCCUGUAUUUCACCCCACAAAGGGAGUGGAUGUACAAGCAGCACAGGCCAGUGUGUCCAGGCUGUGGCAGACAUCAGUGGCUGUUUGUCCUGCACAUUCCAGAGGCUGGACAGCUCUGACUUGUCUGCCUGGGGUCUGGAACGUGGCUGCAGCACACGAGCUGUGAGCCCAGCACAGCUGGGAUGUGCUGAUCCCUGCACAGGGACACCCUGAACGUGCAGCUGCUCUGAGUGCUCCUUCUGGGCUUCCAGGGGUGUCAGCCUGUCAGAUGCUGCUCUUGCUCUGGACUGCCUGAUACCUGGAAAUCCCAAAUAAAUGGACAAGUUCUCUCAUUCUA